Molecule: messenger RNA, 1290 nt
Organism: Nilaparvata lugens (brown planthopper)
Lineage: Eukaryota; Metazoa; Arthropoda; Insecta; Hemiptera; Delphacidae
Gene: P32
Product: complement component 1 Q subcomponent-binding protein, mitochondrial
Exons: 6
Coding region: 131-1153 (340 amino acids)
Biological process (GO): cytosolic ribosome assembly
Cellular component (GO): mitochondrial matrix
Source: RefSeq, a predicted model, not a curated record
UAAAGUUGGUAGUUCUGUUUAAGUGCUUUUCAUUCGCCAUCCUGCAAUCCUGCUGCAUCAAAAUCUUGACUAAUAUUUAGGUUAAAUUUAUUCGAUUUAACAAAAAGUAUUAUCUAUUAUCUUUUCAAAUAUGCAUAGUAUUUUAAGAACAGUUUUCAAGGGUUCAUCCUUUAGAAAUUUUUCAAAUAUAAUCCGACAGAGCCAGAGUGAAUCAUUCAUCCCAUCAAGACAAUUCACAAGAAAUCUAUGGCACAUGUCUAAAAUGAACGAAAAUGGAAUUAAUAAGAAUCUUGAACUGUUUAAAUCCCACAGCCAGUCAACUUUAUGCUCUUGUGGAUGCAACAGGAAAAAUCACACCUCUGGUGAAAAGGAGUUGGCUGAUUUCCUGAAAGAAGAGAUAGCUCAAGAGAAGAAACUUUUGAAGUCAAAUACUCUGCCUUCUGAAGUGUGUGGCUUCAAAGUCCAGUUGGAUGGAUCAGAAGUUACAUUGACAAAAACUGUUGGAGAAGAGACGAUCGAAGUGAUGUUUUGUGUGAACCACUCCGUUGACGCCGAAUCGGAACCUGAGAUUGCACCAACUAUGGACAAACCAGAAUUUGGAGAAAUGGUUUCCAAGCCAGAAUUCGAAGUGGAAAUCAGACGAGGAAAAGAAACACUUGGGAUGACCUGCUCCUUCAUCCAGAGCGGAGCCCAAACCGAGGAAGAAUACAGACUUUUCAGUUUUGGCAGAUUCAAAAGAAAACUAGGAUCUCUAGUAGCACCAAUGAAACCGACUUAUUGGAUAAAAAAAUCGUGGAGAAAUUCGUCUGCGGUGCAAAAAAUGAGAUCCCUCGUAGUCCCAAUAAAACCGUUAAAUUGGAUGAAAAAAACAUGGAAAAGUUCACCAUCUCAUCGUGGAUUAUUCACUAAGCUUUCAGAUGACUUAUUCUCAAUUGAAGAUGUUGUUCUCUAUGAAGGUGAAUGGAAAGAAACCAACUAUGCUGUUUCCGGAGCAGUUCUUGAUGGCUAUUUGUACGACAUUUUGAUGAACUUCUUGGCCGAUAAGGGAAUCACAAACGAAUUUGUUGAGAAAUUGUCUGAAUUCAGCACAAUCUACGAACAUAACCUGUACAUCAGUUUCCUUGAGGGACUGAGGAAGUUCUCCAGCAAGUAAUUAUUGUUAGUUUAGUCGUGAUCAUUGUUAAUCUUAAUUAUGUUUUUUGUACCAACAAUAAUGUUUUGCUCUAAGAAGACCUAGAUCAUUGUUGUAAUCAAUAUUAUAUAUUAUCUUAUUGCAACAUUAAAUAUGUU